Molecule: messenger RNA, 1054 nt
Organism: Lycium ferocissimum
Lineage: Eukaryota; Viridiplantae; Streptophyta; Magnoliopsida; Solanales; Solanaceae
Product: zinc finger CCCH domain-containing protein 66-like
Exons: 1
Coding region: 198-1049 (283 amino acids)
Source: RefSeq, a predicted model, not a curated record
UCAUUUUCCAAUUCAACUCACACUCCUAUUCCACUAGAAUUGCCUACUUUCAGUUUUGGAACAAAUUCCAAAGUUUCUGUUUCAGCUUAAAGAGUCUUUUUGCUACUUUCUAGCAGUAUCCAUUUACAAAAAUAUUUUUCUUUGUUUGCAUUUUCAUCCUAUAUUUCUUCAAUUAUAUUAUCCCUAAAUACUAAUAAAUGGCUUACGGAAAUGAUCGUUAUUUCAGCUACUAUUCAUCAUCUUCCCCAUUUCGAAAUCAACUUGGGGUGCAAGAGGCAAGUCACGGCAAUUUGAACGAAUUCAUCAAUCAAGCUCUAUACGAGUCGGAUGAUUUUCACAUGUAUGCUUUCAAAAUACAAAAAUGCACAAACGUUUACGGUCAUGACUGGACCUCUUGCCCUUUUACACAUGAAGGGGAAAAAGCAUGUCGACGUGACCCAAGAAUAUACAACUAUUUGCCAAUCCCUUGCCCCGGUUACAAAUUCUCGUCUUGCAUUAAAGGAGAUAAUUGCGAAUUGUGCCACGGAGUUUUUGAGGAGUGGCUACAUCCCGUGAAGUACAAGACCCAACUGUGCUAUGCUGGCACGUCAUGUGACAGACGAGUAUGUUUCUUCGCUCAUACACUAGAAGAGCUUCGUCCUGAGAUGAAGUACAACUGGUGCCAAGUGUACCGAUACCCUUCAGACAUCCAACCAUAUCCGGACAUUUACAUUCAAAACGGACCAAAUGGUAAUUGGACGGUUAUUCCCAGUAAUCCCCAGCUGCCGCCGCCUCUGACACCACCAUCACAAGAUCAGUACUAUGGUAUUACUGCUCCUAAACAUGGAAAUUCGUCGACUCCUCAUCAAAUUCCUCAAAACAACACAUCAACUUUUGAGUUUGUUCCUCCUUCUUCUCAAUCUCCACCAAGAAUUGAUCAGAGGACUCAGAGUGAGAGUGAUUUUUCGCUUUUUUCGGUUAGCCCUGAAAAAUUAGCUAAGGAGCUGAAAAACCUUGACAUUGGGAGUACUUCUCAUGCUAAGGUGAAUAACUUGCAUGAUGAAAAUUAAGGGGA